Nerophis lumbriciformis (worm pipefish) is the source of this 5202-nucleotide messenger RNA. It is a transcript of the gene epha4l, whose product is annotated as eph receptor A4, like. Gene Ontology annotation, cellular component: dendrite; plasma membrane. Gene Ontology annotation, molecular function: transmembrane-ephrin receptor activity; protein binding; ATP binding. Gene Ontology annotation, biological process: ephrin receptor signaling pathway; protein phosphorylation; axon guidance. The record is from RefSeq and is a predicted model, not a curated record. Lineage: Eukaryota; Metazoa; Chordata; Actinopteri; Syngnathiformes; Syngnathidae.
GGGAGAGAGAAAGAGAGCGCGCAGGACCCGUCAAGGAAAAAGAGCGAACUACUCCGAGGAAGAAAGAAGAGAGGGGACACAAAUGGCACUCAUGGCGAGGAUUGUGUUGACGGUUGCCUUUCUUGUUUCUGUGAUUUCUACACUUGUUUCUCCCACUCGGACAUAUCCGCCGAAUGAAGUCACGUUAUUGGACUCCAGAGCGGCACAGGGGGAGCUGGGAUGGGUCGCCAAUCCGACAGAAGGAGGGUGGGAAGAGGUGAGCAUCAUGGAUGAGAAGAACAUUCCCAUCCGGACGUACCAGGUGUGUAACGUCAUGGAGCCAAACCAGAACAACUGGCUCCGAACAGACUGGAUUCCCCGUGGAGGUGCCCAGCGUGUCUACAUCGAGAUCAAGUUCACCCUCCGAGACUGCAAUAGCCUUCCUGGGCUCAUGGGGACCUGUAAAGAAACCUUCAAUCUUUACUACUUUGAGUCGAACAACGACAAAGAGCGCUACAUCCGUGAGAACCAGUUUGCCAAGAUUGAUACUAUCGCCGCUGAUGAGAGCUUCACUCAGGUGGACAUUGGUGAUCGCAUCAUGAAGCUAAACACAGAAGUGCGUGAUGUGGGCGCCCUGACUCGGAAGGGCUUCUAUUUAGCCUUCCAGGAUGUCGGCGCGUGCAUCGCGCUUGUGUCAGUCAGGGUCUUUUACAAGAAGUGUCCUUUGGCCGUGCGGAAUCUGGCCCAGUUUCCUGAUACCAUCACUGGAGCAGAUACCUCCUCGCUAGUGGAGGUUCGUGGCUCAUGCGUGGAUAAUUCCGAGGAGAAAGAGAUUCCUAAGAUGUACUGUGGAGCCGACGGAGAGUGGUUGGUGCCCAUCGGGAACUGCCUCUGCAACCCUGGAUUUGAAGAACGCAAUGCGGACUGCCAAGCCUGUAAGAUUGGUUACUACCGUGCUCUGGCCGCUGAUGGCGCCUGUUCCAAAUGUCCACUCCAUAGUUACUCCGUCAGGGAGGGCUCCACAUCCUGUACCUGCGACAAGGGAUACUUCCGCUCUGAAACGGACCCAGCAUCCAUGCCCUGCACCCGACCUCCAACAGCGCCGCUUCACCUCAUCUCUAAUGUGAACGAGACCUCCGUCAACCUAGAGUGGAGCCCGCCAAGGAACUCUGGAGGACGGCAGGAUCUGACCUACAACGUAGUGUGUAAACGUUGCGGGCCUGACGGCCGGCGGUGUCAACCGUGCGGCAACGCCAUCCAUUUUAGCCCCCAGCAGCUGAGUCUGAAGGGAACCAGAGUGUCCAUCAAUGAGCUGCAGGCCCAUACUAAUUACACCUUUGAGGUGUGGGCGGUGAAUGGCGUCUCGCCACAGAGCCCCGGGCCAGAACAGGCGGUGUCUGUGACCGUCACCACCAACCAGGCUGCCCCAUCUCCAGUAACAUCCGUCCAAGCCAAGAACAUCACUAGACACACCAUCUCGCUGGUCUGGCAGCCUCCAGAACGAGCCAACGGGGUGAUCCUUGAGUACGAGGUCAAGUAUUAUGAAAAGGACCAGAAUGAAAAAAGCUACAGGAUCAUAAAAACCUCAUCCAGGAACGCAGACAUCAAGGGUCUCACUCCCUUAACUUCUUAUGUGUUCCAUGUGCGUGCACGUACAGCGGCCGGCUAUGGGGAAUGCAGCGGACCUUUUGAGUUCAUGACUAACUCUGUGCCAGCUCCUAUAAUCGGCGAUGGAACAAACUCUACGGUGCUGCUGGUGUCCGUGGUUGGCAGCGUGGUGCUCCUCCUCCUGCUCAUCAGCGCUUUUGUCAUCAGCCGAAGACGGAGUAAGUACAGCAAGGCCAAGCAGGAGUCAGAUGAAGAAAAGCAUUUACAUCAAGGAGUGAGGACAUAUGUGGACCCCUUUACCUACGAGGACCCAAACCAAGCUGUCCGCGAGUUUGCUAAAGAGAUCGAUGCAUCCUGUAUCAAGAUCGAGAAAGUUAUUGGCGUUGGGGAGUUUGGUGAGGUCUGCAGCGGACGUUUAAAGAUGCCGGGGAAAAGAGAGAUCUGCGUAGCCAUAAAGACGCUGAAGGCCGGAUACACCGACCAGCAGAGGAGGGACUUCCUAGCUGAGGCCAGCAUCAUGGGCCAGUUUGACCACCCCAACAUCAUCCACCUUGAGGGUGUGGUCACUAAAUGUAAGCCAGUGAUGAUUAUCACCGAAUACAUGGAAAACAGAUCGCUGGACGCAUUCCUGAGGAAGAACGACGGUCACUUCACAGUGAUCCAGCUGGUCGGCAUCCUGCGUGGGAUAGCGUCAGGCAUGAAGUACCUGUCAGACAUGAGCUACGUCCACCGUGACCUGGCAGCUCGGAACAUUCUGGUCAACUGCAACCUGGUUUGCAAGGUGUCCGAUUUUGGCAUGUCUCGUGUGCUGGAGGACGACCCCGAGGCUGCAUACACCACCAGGGGAGGGAAGAUUCCCAUCCGUUGGACUGCCCCUGAGGCCAUCGCUUACAGGAAGUUUACCUCAUCCAGCGAUGUCUGGAGCUAUGGCAUUGUCAUGUGGGAGGUGAUGUCAUACGGCGAGCGGCCAUACUGGGACAUGAGCAACCAAGAUGUGAUCAAAGCAAUUGAUGAGGGCUAUCGGCUGCCCCCACCGAUGGAUUGUCCCGUGGCGCUCCACCAGCUAAUGCUGGACUGCUGGCAGAGAGAAAGAGCGGAGCGACCAAAGUUCGGCCAGAUUGUCAACAUGUUGGACAAGCUGAUUCGUAACCCCAACACUUUGAAGAGGACCGGGGGAGACAGCACUGUCAGGCCUACCACUAUUCUGCUGGAGCCCAGUAGCCCUGAGGGUUCGUCGGCCGUGGGCACAGUGGAGGACUGGCUUCAGGCCAUCGGCAUGGAGAGAUACAUCGACAACUUCACUGCCGCCAGCUACACCACUCCUGAGGCAGUGGUCCACAUGACACAAGAGGACCUGACCCGCAUCGGCAUCUCCGCAGGAGCACACCAGAGCAAGAUCCUUACAAGUGUCCAGGGAAUGCUCUCCCAAAUGCAACAGAUGCAAGGCAGAAUGGUUCCCGUCUGAGACAUUUAAAAACGGAAGGAAAAAAAAGGAGCGAAGUGACUUCAUUUCCUAGAAAAACAACAAAAUACACACACACAAAAAAGACAUUUGAAACGAGAAAAACUAUGAAGAAAUAGUUGACCUCAUCCGUGCACUUUAACUUUGCUCUGAAAGAAAAGUGGGGACAAUGGCACUUUUUGUAAGAUUCAGACAUUUCUUCUGCCCUUUUUUGUUGAACGCAUUUGAGGAUAGAUGGAGGAACGUCUUGGAAGUGUUUCCAAAAGGCCAAUCUGGAGUGCCUUUGUUGGUUUGGAAGGAACAGCAAGACAGACGGUAAAGCUUUCCUUUCGGGCAAAAUGUUUUUUUCUGAAUGAUACGCAGAGCAGUUUUUUUUUUGUUUUUUUUUCUACAUGUUUAUCGUCUCCGUGGGACUUCCCUGACCACCAUUGUUCUGUCUCAGCUGGAUCUGUUCAAUAACUCACACACAAAAUGGAGGAUCUUAUCCGUCAGACGUCCAGUGUUGGCUUUGGCGGCACAAUGGGGACUUUUUUUUGUUGCUCCAUUCUGGACUUUCUUGCCAUUUUUUGCCGCCUGUUUUUGAUCUCGGAGAGAAACUCCCAUUUCUUCCUAAACAUGUCCUCCCUCACCUCUGCUGAACACGCGGUGGAGGUCGGCCCUCAGCACUAGAGCCUUGGCGGCCCCCACUUCCUGCUGCAGGACCACCUGACUCUUCCUCACCGAUCUCAAUGGAAUUUUGUUUGGCUGGACUUAAUUGGGUUUAUUCAUGCAGCAAGACAAAGGAACAUAUGGCAGGAUUUAAUCAAAAGGAUGUCUGCAACAAAUGCAAUAUGGAUGCGGAGUGAAUCACAAUCAUCACCCUCCGCUGAGGAUUAGUCAAGCUGUUAUCAAGCUGCUGAUGUCCAUCCCAAACCGGAUCUUGCCCCCGUUUACCACGUGCAGAAUUCCUCCUCCCCUCUGACACUCAGGUGCUGAAUCCCCCUCAAGCACCUGACAUGUCCACCUGACCUUUUCCCUCAUGUGUGCUUGAUGCCAUGCAGCACAGUACUGGAACACUAUGAAGGAUAAUAGGACUAUGCCAGGAAUGUAAUAUAGUCCAGCAGGGUCGGGUCUGUUCAAGUGGCUGAUGAGUUCUUUAAAAAAGAAAAAAUAUCAAUGUUUCCAAUUUGUGUUUUUCCACUUUAUUUUGUUUGAUUUCAAUGUGUGAAUGAAGUGUGUGUGUGUGUGUGUGUGAGACGUCCUUGGACAUCAGUACAGCGGUACCUCCGUUUUUGUCCGACAAAGACCAAAUCGAUUUCGAUUCAAUGAGAAAUCCGUUCCAGACACGCUAAAAUAUAAACACAAAACACAUUUUAUAGAUAAUUGUUAUAGUUAUCUAUGCAGAACACAGUGUGAAAUACAGCUGUCCCUUGUCAUUGCUGUUAAUUGGUUCCGGACAUGAUUGUGAUUAAAUUAAUUAAUUAUUAAUCAAAUGUUUUCAUAGCGAGAAUUACCUCCGAAAUACGUUUUCAACAUUAUGAGAGCCCUCCAGACAUGAAAAAAAACCUUUCAGUCUUUUAUUCUAACAAGUAAUGCUGGCUGUGGCUGAGCCAACCAGUGGCCACGAUACUGAACAGCACACUCAGAAUGGUUUGGUCUCUUCGAGUGGCCAAUACGACUGUAGUAUUGAUUUUUUUUAAGUUUAUUUAGCCAUUUUUAUGACUAAAAAUAAUAAUAAUAAUACCAAACAUUGGUCAUAUAUAUAUAUAUAUAUAUAUAUAUAUAUACAUAUAUAUAUAUAUACGUAUAUAUAUAUAUAUAUAUACACGUUUGGUCAGGAAAAAACACAGAGGCUACUUCAUCCCGACAAGCCUGUUUCUCAGAUUUUAUCAAAUGUAUAUAGAAUCCCCUGACAAGCAGCGAAACAGGCUUGUAGGGAUAAAAUAACCUCUGUGUUUUCUCCUGACCUAAUGUAUAUUCCGCUCUACCCCGGUAUUAAGUAUAUAUACUGUACCUAUAUAUAUAAAUAUAUACCGUAUUUUUCAGACUAUAAGUCGCAGUUUUUUUCAUAGUUUGGCCGGGCUCCAGUACGAUUUAUAUAUGUUUUUUUCCUUCUUUAUUAUGUGUUUUCGGCAGGUGCGACUUAUACUCCGGUGCGACUUAUACGCCGAAAA